Oxyura jamaicensis (ruddy duck) is the source of this 2057-nucleotide messenger RNA. Its product is annotated as stromal interaction molecule 1-like. Gene Ontology annotation, cellular component: endoplasmic reticulum; plasma membrane. Gene Ontology annotation, biological process: store-operated calcium entry; intracellular calcium ion homeostasis; activation of store-operated calcium channel activity. Lineage: Eukaryota; Metazoa; Chordata; Aves; Anseriformes; Anatidae. Gene Ontology annotation, molecular function: calcium ion binding; calcium channel regulator activity. The record is from RefSeq and is a predicted model, not a curated record. Bases 493 to 1689 code for a protein of 398 amino acids. The transcript has 8 exons.
AUGUGGAACAAGUGAGCAGGGCUUAGGGUAUUGGAGUCUCUGCACAUCACGUGUAAUAAGAGAUGUGUUAAUUCUUCAUGCACUAAAUGCUCGUAGAUCAAUUUUUGGUGUUUUCAACCUGCUUAUCACCCACUUUCUUCUAAUUUUGUCAUCACCCUGAUCCCCAGCAAGAUCAGCGUGUGCAGGAGAGGAGCUGCGAGGGAAGGAGAGUCCCCCAGAAAGCUGCAGGAGCUGCUGAUUCCAGACGUGGCAUUUCUUUUUCUGACCAAGUAGCACAUGUUUUGUGUCUAAAUAUUUUUGUCAUCUUGCUCCAGUGCGAAAGCUGUCCUGACAAGCUCCCUCUGCUUGGCUCAGUAGCUGCAGUGGAAGGAGGCAGUUGCCUGCACGGUGUUGUCAGCAGUUCUGCUUCGGGAGGAGGAGAGUUUGUGGGUUUGGCAGGACUGAAGGCAGGCAGCAAACUGCAGAGAUUUCUAGAGGCUGGAGCAGGUGCGGAUGGCGCUCAAGAACGCCGAGAAGGAGCUGGAGUCUCACUGCAGCUGGGCUGCACCCGAGGCCCUGCAGAAGUGGCUCCAGCUGACCCACGAGGUGGAGGUCCAGUACUACAACAUCAAGAAACAGAAUGCAGAGAAGCAGCUCCUGGUGGCCAAGGAAGGGGCCGAAAAAAUUAAAAAGAAGCGAAACACCCUGUUUGGAACAUUUCAUGUUGCUCACAGCUCAUCUCUAGAUGAUGUCGAUCAUAAAAUCUUAACUGCAAAACAAGCCCUGAGUGAAGUGACAGCGGCGCUGCGGGAGCGCCUGCAUCGCUGGCAGCAGAUAGAGCUGCUCUGCGGCUUCCAGAUCGUCAACAACCCUGGCAUCCACACGCUGGCGUCAGCCCUGAACAUCGAUCAGAGCUGGAUGGGCACCCCACGCCCUAACCCCUCGCACUUCAUCAUGACUGAUGACGUGGAUGACUUGGACGAAGAGAUCGUGUCUCCCAUGUCCAUACAAUAUGCAGCCUGGCUUUUUGGGCGCAGGUUCAGUGAUCGCUCGUCUCUGUCCUCGGAGGAUCAGUCCCUCUGGAAAUACCCUGCUCCUGCCUUGCCCAGCACAGUUCGCCAGCGCCUGGUGGACCCACAGCACGCCCACGGAUCUCAGAGAGACUUAACUCGCUGCGACUCCGAGUCCUGCAUCCCGCACCUGAGCGACCACCAGCGCAUCCCCAGCGCGGCGCCCAAGCUGCUGGCUGCGCGCCCCAACCUGCUGACCAGGUCCAUCGAGGAGGCUGCCCCCGCGCACCCGGCCCUCGGCGCGCCCACCCCCAACGGCGGCAGCCGGCACGCGGAGGCCUCCGCGCUGGGGGCUCUGCCGGAGCGCCUGCCCGAGAGCCCCAUGGUGAUGAAGAAGAUGAUGAUGGUGAACCACGGCAUGGAGAAGUCCUCCAGCCUCGGGGAGAUCAGCCACCCGACGGCCGGCAAGCACAGCCACUCGGAUUCGUCGCGGUCGCACAGCCCCAGCUCCACCGACCCCGACACCCCCUCCCCCAUCUCUGACUGCCGGCCCAACAGCGCCAAGAGCACCCGCAUCCCGCAGCUGGCUGCCAAGAAGAGCCCGGGGGACGAGGACAGCAGCUUGACGGGCGACGAGGUUGACCUCGGCCAGAGCAAGAAGAAGUUCCCCCUAAAGAUCUUCAAGAAGCCCAAGAAGUAGAGAGAGGAGGGAGGAGGAGGAGGAAACGCACGGACGCGACCCGCUGGGCCCGGGGGCGGCGUUGGCCGCGGGGAAGCGCCGCGCCACCCCUCCCGGCCCCCACGGGCGCCCUCCCUUCCAGUCGUGUCACCCAGCGCCGCGGCGGGAGGAGCCACCUCAACUUAUUUAUUUCCUGAUCUCUGAGAAACCGAGAAGACGACCGCUCCCCCGAAGUCAGCAGCCGCCCUUUCCCCCUCCCUAUUUCUGUAGUCCCCAGCUUUGCUGUGCAUGGCUUCCAGUUACUCCUGCCUCCGCUCAGCCACACGGCAUUUGGGUUUGGUUUCAAUGUGGUUUUAUUUUUUUAUUUUUUAAUAUUUUUGUUUUCGUUU